AGCGGCGGCGGAGGAGCAUCGGGCUCGGYGCCUAAAGGCCCGUGUGCAGCUGUGCUUGGGAGCCGACGAGACGGACAGAAGUCGUUGAGACUUCUCCCUUGGAACCUCUGUGCCGAGAAUCCGAUGUUGGGCUCGGCUACCUGGCUGAACGCAGCAGAUCAGCCCAUGAAAACUUCUAUCAUUAGCCAAAGGAAGGAGUCCAGCGAAAGGCAGCAUCUACUUUUCCAGGCUUGGAAGCAAGAAAGGGGACAGGAUUUGGAGAGUGUGGAAUCCGAGAAGACAAGUGAAAGGUGACACUUGAGUUGAAGAUGGGUGGUGGAGAAAGGUUCAACAUUCCAGUUCCACAAGCUAGAAAUACCACCAAGAACCAUCAACAACUUAAAAACAGGCAGAAGAAUAAAGAUCAGAACUCUCAGAUGAAGAUGACCUAUAUGAAGAAAGAAAGAGGACACGGAUGCAACUCAUCACCUGCUGCGUGGCAGGCCAUGCAGAAAGGGGGAAAGAACAAUGUUCAUUUCCCCAAUAAUCAAAAUUGGAGUCCCAAUUUAUCAAGUUCCAACUUGUUUUUCACACCUCAAGCCAAUCAGAACUAUGCUGGCGCAAAAUUUAGUGAGCCACCCUCACCAAGUGUUCUUCCUAAGCCACCAAGCCAUUGGGUACCCGUUUCUUUUAAACCUUCUGAUAAAGAAAUAAUGACAUUUCAGCUUAAAACUUUACUUAAAGUCCAGGCUUGAGAUGUAAUUUUCCAUAUUUUUAGUUAUUUAAAUUUACAGGGUUUCAAAUUUGAGAAUAGGCAUUCAUAACUCCAGGUGUACAGGUAUAUGGAACUAGUUCUGCACAUAGUUGGGCAGCUGGAAGGGGAACGGGGAUAGUUUACAUACCCCUCCAGUGCUUCACCUCAACCUGUGCUGUAUGCAUGUCACUGUGAAAAAAAUAUUUUGUAGUGAAUUUCAGUUCUGAGCAAGUUGCCAAUUCUUCAUUUACUGGAAUAGAUUUGGAUUGGUUCAAAAUUGAGAUUGUGACUAUUUCCURGUAUGGUAUUAGGAAUGGUAUUAGAAAACCAAUUUCUGCUUAGCUGAAUGCAGCAUUAACUGGGGAAAAAUACACAGAGCUUUAGGCAGUUACUUUGUCUUUCAAACUUGUCAAAUUUGCUAGUUAUGUGAAAGCUCUGCAGAGCAGACUUUCCUAGCAGAGACCUGCCUAGGUGGCAUUUGAAGAUUUUUUUUUUUCCUCUCUCUUUUUUUACCUUUUAUUUUCUCCCCUCUCUCUCUYAUACCUGUGAGCUUUUAUUUGGCACUCUUUACACUGGACAAGCACUCAAGUCUGCAGCUAAAUUGAUUUUGUUGCUUGUUCUUGAACAGAUAGAAGAACACAUCAGGCAAAUGAGUAUUUUGGUCUUUCUCCAGCUCUAGAAAAUUAAUUGGAAUCUCAGUCAAACUGUGCCAACUAAUGACAUAUUUUACAUUGCCAGAUGACUGCCAAAAACUUAAAGUCCUUGUAUUUUAAUUGCACUGAUGAUUUUAAAAUGCAUUUUUAUAUCAAUUUUGUAAUUGUGGAGAAAAUGGAGUAGAGUUACUUAGGCUAGUUUUAAAUUGGUUACCCUGUACCCUGUAAUAUUGUUUUAAAUUACUUGUAGCUUGUGGCAGGUAUAAAAUGUUUUCAUAGAUAGGGAAGAAAGAGCCAUGUAAAUAACUGUAAAACUUUGUAGCAUAUGUAAAUUUAUGCUGGGCUUUCCUGCACAAAAGUAUUUUUAGUACAAAACUGCUGAAUGUAAGAUGACCAUGCUGAGUACAUGGCCUGAUUUAAAAAAGAAGUAUUUUGUUUAAAAAAGAAAAAAAAAACCUAAAAGCACACUUGUGGCUGUGCCCUUGCACUUAACGUACAGUGACCAUGCACGUUUUUCUUCGUAGGCGCCUUUCUUAAACUCAGUGCAAAAGAGGCAUAUUGAGAAUUUUGUAUUAAAAAAAAAAAAAAAACUUUAAAAAAACCUCCACUCUAUGCUCAUGUUCUGAAUAUAUAGGAGAGAUGCAUGUUAAAUGAUUGGAUGUCUCCCAAGAAAAGCCAAGUGCUGUGAUUAGGAAGCUGAUCGGAACUGAGCUGUUUGGACAGUGCUUUGACGUCUGAAACCUGUCCCUGCUUCAGCGCUCUUCUGUCCYGGGCUUUACUAGUCACCAGCAACUGCAGUGAUGAAAUGAGAAACAAGUUCCUAGCAGCCAAGGGGUAGGUUUCAGUGCUGCCACAAUUCACUGGAAUCUGGUAGAAACAAGGGCCUGUCAUCAACAGAAUCUGACAUUAAAAAUAGUAGAUGAUAACAAAAUAGUUAAUGUGAUUUUUAUAAUUGUAAAAGUUUUAAGAUGUGUUCUUCCUAUACAUUCAGAACGUGGCGGCAGCUGCUUGAAUGUUUACAAAUACUUUGUUUCAAAUGAGAUGGAAUUGGCAGUCUUCAAAAUACUUUGACC
Nothoprocta perdicaria is the source of this 2459-nucleotide messenger RNA. It is a transcript of the gene PNRC2, whose product is annotated as proline rich nuclear receptor coactivator 2. Bases 309 to 734 code for a protein of 141 amino acids. Gene Ontology annotation, cellular component: P-body; nucleus. The transcript is spliced from 3 exons. Lineage: Eukaryota; Metazoa; Chordata; Aves; Tinamiformes; Tinamidae. Gene Ontology annotation, biological process: nuclear-transcribed mRNA catabolic process, nonsense-mediated decay. The record is from RefSeq and is a predicted model, not a curated record.